UCUGCCACCGCCGCCUUAAACAGCCACCCUAUGCCCAAACUGACCCAGAGACCGGGAAAGUGAGGCCCAAAGCCUAUAGCCCGUAGUCGCCCGGGCCUCUGCGGCGGCCAGGCCCACCGGGGAGCAGCCUGAGCCCCCGCCAGCCAGGUGACAGGGCGGCUGUGCCCGGCUUUGCCCGCCGAGACGCGCUGCGGGCCAUGGGCUUCGGCAUGCCGCCAGGCGCAUGCGCGGCCCUCCGUCUCCGGAGGACUACUCCGGUCACCUGUGCGCCAGCACCUCAGCCACCUGGCGCGGCGGGCUCCCGCUCGCCCAUCGCUGGCCGCGCAGGCCCUCACCUCCGGCCCUCGGCCGCCACCCGCGGCAGGCCCGGCUAGGCCCGGGCGCUGCGGCUGGGCGCCGCGCGGCUGUCUUCCCACGAGCCGCGGCGCGGCUUCCGCUUCCGGCGAGUAUUGUGUGUCGCGCCGCGGGGCGGGGGUGAGGGGAGGAGGAAGGAGGGAGGCAGUGCUCCGGCGGCUCCGCGCCCGGCACUCCGGGACCCGGAGCCGGGAAGUUAAAUAAUGGCAGAGACAAGCCUGUUGGAGGCUGGAGCCUCUGCAGCCUCCACAGCUGCUGCUCUGGAGAACCUGCAGGUGGAGGCAAGUUGUUCUGUGUGCCUGGAGUAUCUGAAGGAGCCGGUUAUCAUUGAAUGUGGGCACAACUUCUGCAAAGCGUGCAUCACCCGCUGGUGGGAGGACCUGGAGCGGGACUUCCCUUGCCCUGUCUGUCGGAAGACAUCGCGGUACCGGAGUCUCCGGCCGAACCGACAACUAGGCAGUAUGGUGGAAAUCGCCAAGCAGCUGCAGACAGUCAAGCGGAAGAUCAGGGAUGAGAGCCUCUGCUCCCAGCACCAUGAGGCCCUCAGCCUCUUCUGCUACGAAGACCAGGAGGCUGUCUGUUUGAUUUGUGCAAUUUCCCAUACCCACCGGGCCCAUACCGUAGUGCCACUGGACGAUGCUACCCAGGAAUACAAGGAAAAACUGCAGAAGUGCCUGGACCCCCUGGAGCAGAAGUUGCAGGAGAUCAGCUGCUGCAAAGCCUCUGAAGAAAAGAAGCCAGGAGAGCUCAAGAGGCUAGUGGAGAGCCGCAGGCAGCAGAUCUUGGAGGAGUUUGAAGAGCUCCACAGGCUACUGGAUGAGGAACAGCGGAUACUCCUCUCACGGCUGGAGGGAGAGGAGCAGGACAUUCUACAGAGGCUUCGAGAAAAUGCUGCUCACCUCGGGGACAGGCGCCGGGACCUGGCCCACUUAGCUGCUGAGGUGGAGGGCAAGUGCCUACAGUCUGGCUUCGAGAUGCUCAAGGAUGUGAAAAGUACCCUGGAAAAAUGUGAGAAGGUGAAGACCAUGGAGGUGACUUCAGUAUCUAUAGAGCUGGAAAAGAACUUCAGCAAUUUUCCCCGGCAGUACUUUGCCCUCAGGAAAAUCCUUAAACAGCUAAUUGCGGAUGUGACUCUGGACCCUGAGACGGCUCAUCCUAACCUCGUCCUGUCAGAGGAUCGGAAGAGUGUCAAGUUUGUGGAGACAAGACUCCGAGACCUCCCUGACACACCACAGCGUUUCACUUUCUACCCUUGUGUCUUGGCUACUGAAGGCUUCACCUCAGGUCGACACUACUGGGAGGUGGAGGUGGGCGACAAGACCCACUGGGCAGUGGGAGUGUGCCGGGACUCUGUGAGCAGAAAGGGCGAGCUGACUCCACUCCCUGAGACUGGCUACUGGCGUGUGCGGCUGUGGAACGGGGACAAAUAUGCAGCCACCACCACACCUUUUACCCCUUUGCACAUGAAGGUGAAACCUAAGCGGGUGGGCAUAUUCCUAGACUACGAGGCUGGCACACUGUCUUUUUACAACGUCACAGACCGCUCACACAUCUACACCUUCACUGAUACUUUUACUGAAAAACUUUGGCCGCUCUUCUACCCCGGGAUCCGGGCUGGUCGGAAGAAUGCUGCACCACUUACCAUCAGGCCCCCAACAGAUUGGGAGUGACAAGACAUGGAGAUGAAUUGGGGUGAGGCAGGGUCAAGAGUGAUGGGCCUUCCUUACUGUGACCUGCUGGAGUGUCUUGGUGUCUGCGUGGUUCCAGUCCUGAGCCAUCUCGAGAAGCCACCUGGUCUCUGGGAUGGUUUGUGUGGAGGAGUAAAGACAGGACUGGGCUGUGUGACCGAGCACAGAUGAGUGCCCUGCUCACUGUAGUAGGAGAGCAGGCUCCCAGGGGAUUGUAGUCUCUGGUGGCCAGCAGGCGUCCUAUUGCACAAGGACAGGCUGGGAAAGAAAAGGCUUUUCUAAGAACAAAGUCUAUAUGGAAGGGUCUUAGCUUUGCUUAAAAUGCAGGAAAUAGAAGCCUUUAAGAGGCUUCUAUGGCUCAGAAUAGCCUUGUUCCCUGGGGGGCGCGUGGGGACCUGGGGACGCACCUCUGCAUUGGAAAGAUGAGUAGCAGUUGCUGUCUGUCAGGAGUCUGGAAGUUGAGAGGCUUUUUUGAGGGCAGAGGUUGGACGUUAAAGUUAGGAGGAGGAUCAGGGGCGAGGCUAAAGGAAUGUUACUAGAAACGAAUGAAGAAGAGGGGGAUUUCUUUCUUUGGUUUUCUCUUUUUAGGGUAAUGUUACCAUUACCCAUAAGAUUAGCCAGCGGUUGGAAUUUGGGGAAAAGGAACGGGUAGGCAGAAAGGAGAACCCAGGUCUCAAAGACGGUUGUUCCUGUUCCCUGCAGUUGGUCGUCUCCAAGAAGUAGGCUCACCUUUCUCCCCUCUGGAGGUGAGAUGGAAACAAUCCUGCAAGACACACAUCUGCCCUUCCACUGUCUUCCCGAGGGAACUGGGAGAGGAGUCGGAUAGUAGAGAAAAGAUAAUGGUGUGUCCAAAGCCCUGGCCUUAAAGAAUGCUAAAAAGUAGUUAUUCCCAAGUUGUCUGCCUUGUCCUCUGGCUCAGGUGUCCAAGCCAGAAAGGAAGGGAGGUAACAGAGUCUUUCUCACCCAGUGAGAACAGGGUAGAAGAGGGUGGUUUGUGUAGCAAAGGGCCAGAUAGACAGCUUAGCUUCUAUUAACAUCCUUCACCCUUGGACAUCCCCCUUAAAGGUUCAGAGAAUGUAAAUUAUUUUAAGUUAGGCCAAAAUAAACAACCCAUAGGGUACAUAAAUUGUCACAAAAGGUAAUGUGAUGCAUGCCAAACCAAACAACCUGGAUUAUCUGCUGUGUGGGUAAUCUUCGUCCAAGACUGAGACGAGACGCUGCAUUGAGGGCAUUUCAGUUCCUCCUACCACCUCAACAGGACGCUGUCCACUCUCCUCGUACCUUUGUGCCUUGACUGUGGUUCUUUGUGGCAAGAUAAUUUGGUUGAUCAAAAUAUGGAACAAAGGAUCCACUGAU
Onychomys torridus (southern grasshopper mouse) is the source of this 3398-nucleotide messenger RNA. Its product is annotated as E3 ubiquitin-protein ligase TRIM39. Lineage: Eukaryota; Metazoa; Chordata; Mammalia; Rodentia; Cricetidae. Gene Ontology annotation, molecular function: protein binding; zinc ion binding. The coding region runs from base 558 to 2024 and encodes 488 amino acids. Gene Ontology annotation, biological process: protein stabilization; negative regulation of proteasomal ubiquitin-dependent protein catabolic process; positive regulation of apoptotic signaling pathway. The transcript has 7 exons. The record is from RefSeq and is a predicted model, not a curated record.